GAAAUAUUCGUUAUGGUCUGAUGAUUAAACUAACGGAAUACACAGAGAAAGGCAAUGCAAAAUACGGUGAUGAAUGCAAACGCCCGACUAUCGUCCUUAUCGUUUCUAUAUGGAUUGCUUGUGAUGAUUGUGCUUAACCCGGCCUAUGUGUCUCCCACCCUCUGCGAAGCCAGGUGCGAAAACACCGUCCCGUAUCUUCGACGACUGAAAACCCUCUGGCACAGUCUUUCAAAGCGAGAGACCGGCGAUGACAUAUCCUUCACACAAUUUAUCCAGUCGCUUAUAUAUGCUGCACGACGGUAUGGAAAGCUGUCACCAUUCAGACAGGACUUAUUGCAAAUGAUUAUGGAGUACAAAGACUGUGUAAAGGCGUGCGAACACCAACACAGCAAGAGAGGUGCUCGAUGGCCGUCGAUGAUAGAAUCGCCACUAUUGACAUCUGAUGAGUUAUAUAUUUAAAACCAAAGUUUAAAAUAAAUAUUUUCAUAAUACUUGCAUUUAUUAGUUGAUCCAUGUUGUUGCUUUUAU
Dreissena polymorpha is the source of this 528-nucleotide messenger RNA. RefSeq lists its product as uncharacterized. The record is from RefSeq and is a predicted model, not a curated record. Lineage: Eukaryota; Metazoa; Mollusca; Bivalvia; Myida; Dreissenidae. The coding region runs from base 55 to 459 and encodes 134 amino acids. The transcript has 4 exons.